UUAGCAUCUAUUACAAUGAUUAAGAGACGGCAAAACCAGAAAUGAGAGACCCCUCUUUUUCUCUCUCUAAACAAAGGGUAAAAACGCAAAAUAAAGGAAUUAGGUACAUCAAAACCCUAAUUCAGAUCAGGAAUUUUAUAGAUAGGUCCUGAAAUUGAGUUUUUUUAUUUAUCGGUCGGUCGGUCGGUCGAUCGAUCAAGAGCUUUAUGAACAGGAAUAGAGGAUAUCAAAUUAGGGUAGAUAUAGAGAGAUAGAUAGAGAAACGAGAGAGAAAAGAGGAAGAAGAAGAAGAAGAAGAAAGAAGAAUAAAAAUAAGAGAGGAGAAAAAGAAACUAUGUCUGCAAUAGUGUGCGGGAAGAGAUCUUUUUUUGAAGAAUUACCAGUGACAAGCCCUUCUACCGCCGCCGUUGUUGUCUCCUCUAAAAGAAUCCGUUGUUGCUCUUCUCCCGUUCGCAGUUUCUCUCCUCCUCGUUCUUUUUCCCCCUUUUCUUCUAAAUUAGAUAAACUCUUCGCUCUUUUUCCUCUUAUGGACAAACAGAUUAUCGAGAGAGCGCUUGAAGAAUGUGGUGAUGAUUUGGAUUCCGCUAUAAGAAGUUUGAAUGAGCUUCGUUUGGGAUCUGCUGCUGAUAACAGCAUCAACAACUUGGAUUCUAAUAAUGUAGUUAGAUCUGAUUUACUCCUCGACGCUAAUGUUCAACAAGGUGUAACAAUAACUAACGCAGAAGCUCCACCAACUGAUGAUCUAUCAGCUUCAUCGCAGCUUCCAAUGGAUGGUGCAGAGUGGGUAGAGCUAUUUGUUAAUCAAAUGAUGAGUGCCUCCAACAUGGAUGAUGCUAGAGCACGUGCUUCAAGGGCAUUGGAAGCACUGGAGAAGUCCAUCUGUGCACGUGCUGGGGCAGAGACGGCCAAAAGCUUUCAACAGGAAAAUAUGAUGUUGAAGGAACAAGUACAAGCACUGAUUCAGGAAAAUGCAAUUCUCAAGCGAGCUGUAUCUAUUCAGCAUGAGCGCCAGAAAGAGUUUGAAGAUAGGAGUCAGGAAUUGCAGCAUCUGAAGCAAUUGGUAUCUCAGUACCAGGACCAGUUGAGAGCUUUGGAGGUGAGCAACUAUGCCUUGACAAUGCACCUGAAGCAGGCUCAGCAAAGCAAUUCUAUUCCAGGCCGUUUCCACCCAGAUGUGUUCUAGUAGAAGUCUUUAUGGAACCAUCCCAUGAUAUCCGAUUCAAUACUAGCAUGCUCUAUCUUUUGGUAGACAGAACUUGAUUUCUGUUGACCAAUUUAAGUUCUUUGGGAUACUCUGACAAGUUGUCUGGUUUUAGUUUGAGAUGUGUUUUAUGCGCAACAUUUGUAGAUUUUAUAAUACAUAUGUUAAUAAUUUA
Messenger RNA from Ricinus communis (castor bean), 1376 nucleotides. RefSeq lists its product as uncharacterized. The coding region runs from base 335 to 1183 and encodes 282 amino acids. The record is from RefSeq and is a predicted model, not a curated record. The transcript is spliced from 5 exons. Gene Ontology annotation, molecular function: ubiquitin binding. Lineage: Eukaryota; Viridiplantae; Streptophyta; Magnoliopsida; Malpighiales; Euphorbiaceae.